Molecule: messenger RNA, 2132 nt
Organism: Physeter macrocephalus (sperm whale)
Lineage: Eukaryota; Metazoa; Chordata; Mammalia; Artiodactyla; Physeteridae
Gene: PHLDB3
Product: pleckstrin homology like domain family B member 3
Exons: 15
Source: RefSeq, a predicted model, not a curated record
GCCGGAUGCCGCGGCUGCGGGCGGGGCAAGCUGGUCGCUCCCUCCUCCCUCGAGAGCUGUUGGACCUGUUGUCCCCCCUCCACUUCCGGGCUGCUGGGAAGGGGGACAGAGCAGCCUCUCUCUCCUCCCUCUUGCCCAGCCACCUGUCUAGUGGGCAGAAACUGCAGCGCCGGAGCGCAGAAGGGAGCGCGCCGAAGCCUGAGCCGGGCCCCGCCUCUGGAGCGCUCUCUAGAGCUUUCGGGCGGGGCCCUGAGCCCUCCUGGGCCCCGCCCCCACGCUUCCGGGCCACGCCUCCCGAACUCCAGGCUCCGCCCAACAGACAGGAGUCCGCAGAGGCCAUGGGGACACGGAGCAGCCCGGACGAGGGGACCCCACCGCCCGCGGUCCCCGAGUGCGACGCGGAGGUCCGAGCUCAAGGGGCCGCCCAGCCCCGGGAGCUCCCCGAGGACUCCCGCGAGCAGGAGGUGCCCGAGGCCUCAGCAGAGCUUCCGAGAGGCCAAGGGGCUGAGCAGCAGGCGGAGGAAGAGGAAGAAGUGGGAGAAGGCAGCAGCACGGAGAGCAGCCGCGAUGCGGCGGAGGCUUCGCCUGCCGUUCAGAUCGCGGCCACGCCACCGGCAGCCUCUCAGGCUGGGGAAGGGGUGCGAGGGGCGGCUCGGCGGCUUCGAGCCCAGCAGUUGGAGGCACUGACUCGCGUGGCUUUGAUGGAGCAGCGAGUGAAGGAGCUACAGCGUCAGAGGAAGGAACUGAGGAUCCAGAUGGAGGUGGAGGUGACCCUGCUUCGGGGUGAACUGGCUGGGGAGCGAGUGGCCGUCUGGCGGGAGGAGGAGCAGCUCUGGGAGCUGCUGGGGCAGCAGGUGGACGCAGAGAAGGGCGGCCAAGAGGAGCGGGAACAGGAACAGAGGCACCUGAGCCAGGAGCGGGAUCGUGUGGAGGGUCUUCGCCAGAGACUCCGGGAGGCCCAGGGGCAGCUCGACUUGCAGCCAGAAGACCAGCGUAAGCGGCUUCUGCAGGGAGUGCAGGAGAUGAGGGAACAGCUGGAUGUGGCCCAGCAUGCUUACGAGGACCUGGAAUUCCAGCAGCUGGAGCGGGAGAGCCAGUGGGAGGAGGAGGAGUGGGACAGUCCCAGGGCCCGGGCGCUGGACCCCAAGGUCCAGGAACUCCAGGCCAGUGUGGUGCGGCACAGGCAGCGGAUCCAGGUCUUGGAGGAGCAGCUCAAGUCACUGCCGGAGCAGAUGGCAGCUGAGAGCCGGGGGCUGAGCCAGAAGAAGGAGGAGGCCCUUCAGGCCCUGACCCAGGAACGGAGCAGACUGCUUAAGCUUAAUUGCCUUCAGGGAACCCCUGGCAGGGACUUCUCUGAGCUCAACCAGGCCCUCACCAAGCUCCUGUUCACCCAGAAGACAGACCACCAGUUGCUGGUUCUCCAGGACCCCACUGCUCAUGCUGCCGCCGCCACCUCUUCCUGCCUCUUCUCCGUUCACAGCUCCCUCCAGGGCUCCAUUGGCCUCCAGAGGACUGGAAGCCUGCCCCGGAAGAGGGGAGAGAGAGUGAGCCAGAGGGCAUCCCCCCGGCCUCUGUCCUUCUCUUGUACUGGAGCCCUGGAGGCCUCGGCCCUCCCGCCAGCAGCCAGAGACUCCGGGAGACACCCCCUCUAUCAGCUGCUGAACUGUGGCCCCAGAAAUAGUUGUGGGGCCCUCCACCCGGACAUCGCCCACAUGGAACAGCUCCUGCAGCAAGCUGUGGCAGAGAGGGAGCGGCUGCUCCAGGCCAGGGAAGGGACAAGAAGGAGCACGGAAGGUGCCUCAGACCCCCCUGUACCUGCCAUCAUGGCCCCGCCCACAGCCCCAUCCCGCCCUCCUGGCCCUCGGGUCUUGGAUCUCCGGCAACACCUGGAACGCUGGGGCCACAACCCGGAAAGCUGCCCGCACAUACGGGUGUCCGGGGGCUACUGCCACGGACCCCUGGUGAAGAUGGGAGGCCGCAUCAAGACCUGGAGGAAGCGGUGGUUCUGCUUUGACCGCCAGGCCCGCCGCCUGGCCUACUACACGGACAAAGAAGAGACCAAGCUCAAAGGCGUCAUCUACUUCCAGGCCAUUGAGGAAGUCUACUACGACCACUUACGCUGUGCCUUCAAG